This is a messenger RNA of Mus musculus (house mouse), 2706 nucleotides long. RefSeq names its product zinc finger protein 345 (gene Zfp345). Gene Ontology annotation, biological process: regulation of DNA-templated transcription; regulation of gene expression. NCBI's taxonomy places the organism in Eukaryota, Metazoa, Chordata, Mammalia, Rodentia, Muridae. The transcript is spliced from 4 exons. Gene Ontology annotation, cellular component: nucleus. Bases 82 to 1767 code for a protein of 561 amino acids. Gene Ontology annotation, molecular function: DNA binding. The record is from RefSeq and is marked validated.
AAGAAGGUUUCUCUGCGGUGUGUCCUGAGUGCCUCUGCUGGGUGCUGUGAGGGAGCUCUGAAAAGCUUAAAAUUUCCGGACAUGGGUAGAGUGACCUAUGAUGAUGUGCAUGUGAACUUCACGUGGGAAGAGUGGGCUUUGCUGGAUCCUUCUCAGAAGAAUCUCUACAGAGAUGUGAUGCUGGAGACCUACAGGAAUCUCGCUGCUAUAGGCUAUGUUUGGGAAGACCAUAAUAUGGAAGAGCAUCUUCAUAUUUCUAGAAGAUAUGGAAGGCAUGAAAGAAGUCAUACUGAACAGCUGCUCUCUGAGUUUAUCCAAUGUGAUAAAGCCUUUGCAUUUCAGAGUCAUAACCAAAGACAAGAAAGAAUUUAUACUGCAGAGACACCCUAUGAAUGUAACCAAUGUGGUAAAUCCUUUGCGAGAAAGAGUCAUCUCCUAAGACAGAAAAGAACACAUACUGGAGAGAAACCCUUUCAAUGUAACCAAUGUGGUAAAACUUUUGCUCGAAAUACUCAUCUCCUACAACAUAAAAAAGUACACACUGGAGAGAAACCCUAUGAAUGCAAUCAAUGUGACAAAGCCUCUGUAUGUCAUAUUGGUCUCCUGUAUCAUAAAAGAACACAUGCUGGAGAGAGACCAUAUGAAUGGAAUGAAUGUGGUAAAUCCUUUGUAUAUCACAGUUGUAUUAAACAAUGUAAAAGAAGACAUGCUGGAGAGACACCCUUUGAAUGUAACCAAUGUGGUAAAUCCUUUGCAAGAAAGAGUAAUCUCCUAAGACAUAAAAGAAUACAUACUGGUGAGAAACCUUAUAAGUGUGACCAAUGUGGUAAAGAUUUUGCAAGUCCCAGUUCUUUUAAAUGCCAUAAAAGAAAACAUACUGGUGAGAAACCUUAUAAGUGUGACCAAUGUGGUAAAGACUUUGCAAGUCCCAGUUCUCUUCAAUACCAUAAAAGAAUUCAUACAGGAGAGAAACCUUAUGAAUGUAUACAGUGUGGUAAAGCCUUUGCACGUUUAAGUAUUCUCCGAAGACAUAAAAGAACACAUACUGGAGAAAAACCCUUUGAAUGUAACCAAUGUGGUAAAUCCUUUGCAAGAAAGAGUCAUCUCCUAAGACAUAAAAGAAUACAUACUGGUGAGAAACAACAUAAAAGAACACAUACUGGAGAAAAAUCCUUUGAAUGUAACGAAUGUGGUAAAUCCUUUGCAAGAAAGAGUCAUCUCCUAAGACAUAAAAGAAUACAUACUGGUGAGAAACCUUAUAAGUGUGACCAGUGUGGUAAAGAUUUUGCAUGUCCCAAUUCUCUUCAAUACCAUAAAAGAGUUCAUACAGGAGAGAAACCUUAUGAAUGUAAACAAUGUGGUAAAGCCUUUGCAUUUUCAACUAGUCUCCGAAUACAUAAAAGAAGACAUACAGGAGAGAAACCCUAUGAAUGCAAUCAAUGUGAUAAAGCCUUUUUGUGUCCAAGUGGACUCCUGUAUCAUAAACGAACACAUACUGGAGAGAGACCAUAUGAAUGCAACGAAUGUGGUAAAUCCUUCAUACAUCACAGUAGUUUUCGAAUGCAUAAAAGAACACAUACUGGAGAGAAACCCUUUGAAUGUGACCAAUGUGGUAAAAGCUUUGCACAAAACACUUAUCUUUUACAACAUAAAAGAGUACACACUGGAGAAAAACCCUAUGAAUGUAAGCAUUGUGGCAAAGCCUUUGCAUAUUCUAAUAAUCUCCAAGUGCAUAUUAGAACACAUACUAAGUAUUUAGUAUGGUAAAGCUUUUUCAAAUGUCACAAGUUUUCAUAAUCAUGAAAGAGAAACCCUAUGAGUGUAUUCAGUAUGUUUAAACCUUUGCACAUUUCUAUAAUCUUCAUCAUGAACGUAUUCAUAUUGUAGAGAAAGUCUGUGAGUGUAAGCAAUGUGGUAAAGCCUUUGUGUAAUAGGGUCCUCUGAGAUCCAACACAACUCAAACUCAUGUAAUGCAAGUGACUAGAAUUUAUUGUAACGAAGCUGCUGCUGAUGGAACAGGGCUAGAGAACACACUUGAAAGCUGAACUGUGACAGUCCCCCCACUCACCUUGAUACUGAACCAGAGUGUUAUAUAGAGAGUUUUUAUGUUUGAAAACCAGAAACAUUUGUGCCAAAUUACAGCUACAUUUUCCCACCACUCAGAAUUAAUGAUAGGGGCUUUCCUCAUGUAGUCUUCUAUGUCAGCUGAUACAGAAUGUGGGUGCUACAAUCUAAUCAAUCAUAUCCAUUUGUUGUUUUGUGGUUAGGAAUAGACAUUGUUUUGAUGAAUAAAAGAUGCAUAGAAAAAGAAAUUGUUAGGGGCAGUCAUGGUUUUUUUUUGUUUGUUUGUUUGUUUUUUUUUGUUUUUUUUUUUGAGACAGGGUUUCUCUGUGUAGUCCUGGCUGUCCUGGAACUCGCUCUGUAGACCAGGCUGGCCUCGAACUCAGAAAUCCGCCUGCCUCUGCCUGCCAAGUGCUAGAAUUAAAGGCGUGUGCCACCACGCCCGGCCAGUCAUGGUUUUUAUGAACAAAAGAUGUAUAAUUGAAGCUGGUCCACUAUUUGUAAGUCUCCGGCUCCUCUAGGGCCUAUGAAUUUAACCUUAGAUUCAUCUUGUGAAUAAACUGAUGCUGAUAACAAAAAGGCAAUUCUUAGGACAAGUUUCAUUUGCUUAUUCCCAAGAUUUGCAUACCACAGUCAUUUUUGAAU